Messenger RNA from Callorhinus ursinus (northern fur seal), 1932 nucleotides. It is a transcript of the gene SIM2, whose product is annotated as SIM bHLH transcription factor 2. Gene Ontology annotation, biological process: regulation of transcription by RNA polymerase II. The record is from RefSeq and is a predicted model, not a curated record. Gene Ontology annotation, molecular function: protein dimerization activity; RNA polymerase II transcription regulatory region sequence-specific DNA binding; DNA-binding transcription factor activity, RNA polymerase II-specific. NCBI's taxonomy places the organism in Eukaryota, Metazoa, Chordata, Mammalia, Carnivora, Otariidae.
AUGAAGGAGAAGUCCAAGAAUGCGGCCAAGACCAGGAGGGAGAAGGAAAAUGGCGAGUUUUAUGAGCUGGCUAAGCUGCUCCCGCUGCCGUCGGCCAUCACCUCGCAGCUGGACAAGGCGUCUAUCAUCCGACUCACCACCAGCUACUUGAAGAUGCGGGCCGUCUUCCCCGAAGGUUUAGGAGACGCGUGGGGACAGCCAAGCCGCGCGGGGCCCCUGGACAGCGUCGCCAAGGAGCUGGGAUCGCACUUGCUUCAGACUUUGGAUGGAUUUGUUUUCGUGGUAGCAUCUGAUGGCAAAAUCAUGUAUAUAUCGGAAACAGCUUCUGUGCAUUUGGGCUUGUCACAGGUGGAGCUCACCGGCAACAGUAUUUAUGAGUACAUCCACCCUUCCGACCACGACGAGAUGACGGCAGUGCUUGCGGCCCACCAGCCCCUUCACCAUCACCUGCUCCAAGAGUAUGAGAUAGAGAGGUCAUUCUUUCUGCGGAUGAAGUGUGUCUUGGCGAAAAGAAACGCGGGCCUGACAUGCAGUGGAUACAAGGUCAUCCACUGCAGCGGCUACUUGAAGAUCAGGCAGUAUAUGCUGGACAUGUCCCUGUAUGACUCGUGCUACCAGAUCGUGGGGCUGGUGGCCGUGGGCCAGUCGCUGCCGCCCAGUGCCAUCACAGAGAUCAAGCUGCAUAGUAACAUGUUCAUGUUCAGGGCCAGCCUCGACCUGAAGCUGAUCUUCCUGGAUUCCAGGGUGACCGAGCUGACUGGGUAUGAGCCGCAGGACCUGAUCGAGAAGACCCUCUACCAUCACGUGCACGGCUGUGACGUCUUCCACCUCCGCUAUGCACACCACCUCCUGCUGGUGAAGGGCCAGGUCACCACCAAGUACUACCGGCUGCUGUCCAAGCUGGGCGGCUGGGUGUGGGUGCAGAGCUACGCCACCGUCGUGCACAACAGCCGCUCGUCCCGGCCACACUGCAUCGUGAGUGUCAAUUAUGUCCUCACGGAUGUCGAAUACAAGGAACUGCAGUUAUCCCUGGACCAGGUGUCUACGUCCAAGUGCCAGGACUCCUGGAGGACUACCUUGUCUACCUCACAAGAAACUAGGAAAUUAGCUAAACCCAAAAAUACAAAGAUGAAGACAAAGCUGAGAACAAACCCUUACCCCCUACAGCAAUACAGCUCGUUCCAAAUGGACAAACUGGAAUGCAGCCAGCUGGGAAACUGGAGAGCCAGCCCCCCGGCGAACGCCCCGGCACCCCCAGAACAGCAGCUCCAUUCAGAAAGCAGUGACCUUUUGUACGCCCCGUCUUACAGCCUGCCCUUCUCCUACCAUUAUGGACACUUCCCUCUGGACUCUCACGUCUUCAGCAGCAAAAAGCCAAUGUUGCCGGCCAAAUUCGGGCAGCCCCAAGGAUCCCCGUGUGAGGUGGCACGCUUUUUCCUGAGCACCCUGCCAGCCAGUGGUGAAUGCCAGUGGCAUUACGCCAACCCCCUAGUGCCUAGCAGCCCGUCUCCAGCUAAAAACCUUUCCGAGCCGCCGGUGAACACUGCUCGGCAGAGCCUCGUGCCAAACUACGAAGCGCCCGCCGCCGCGCGCAGGUUCGGCGAGGACACCGCGCCGCCGCCGCCGCCGCCGCCGCCGCCGCCGAGCUUCCCGAGCUGCGGCCAUUACCGCGAGGAGCCCGCGCUGGGCCCGGCCAAGGCCGCCCGCCAGGCCGCCCGGGACGGGGCGCGGCUGGCGCUGGCCCGCGCGGCGCCCGAGUGCUGCGCGCCGCCGGCCCCCGAGCCCCCGGGCGCGCCUGCGCAGCUGCCCUUCCCCGAGGCGGCGGCCGGCGCGCUGCGGCCCCGGGCCCCCGGCCCCGCCGCCGCCUCGCCGCCCGGCGCGCCGCUGCCGCACUACCUGGGCGCCUCGGUCAUCAUCACCAACGGCAGGUGA